UUAUCUAUAUACUAGAUAAUGGACUCUUGGGAUGAGGAAGUUAGGAGAUUCAUGUUAGAGGAAGAAGAAGAGGAUGAUGAAUUAUUUCUAGUUCUGGUCCCCGCACUUCAAUUGGCCAUGUAUGAUGAAAAAGAGUCAGAGCACACAUCCAUUUUGACCGGUCCAAAAUAUGUCAAAGAAGUCUUAGAAGGUCAUGAGAGGUGGUGUAAAGUGGACUUUAGGAUGGAGUCUGAGAUUUUUAGAGCUAUAGUACACUUUCUUAGAGUGGAGAAUCUAUUACGUGACACGCGCGAUGUUACGAUUGAAGAGCAGUUUGCAAUGUUUAUGUUCAUGCUCUCUCACAAUGCGAGCACCGAGAGGCUAAAAAAGAGAUUCCAACAUAGUGGUGAGACUAUACAUAGGAAGAUUACAGAGUUCUUCGAUAUAAUUCCAGCCCUUACUCAUAAAUUUCUGAAGCUUCCAGAUGUAUACCAAACACAUGUAAUGGUUGCGUCCGACCCUCGCUAUAUGCCUUUCUUCCAGAACUGCAUUGGUGCUAUAGACGGCACUCACGUCCCUAUCACCAUUGCACAAGAAAAGGCACCUCCUUACAGAAACAGGAAAGGAACAUUGUCACAAAAUGUGAUGUGUGCCUGUGAUUUUGAUCUGAAAUUCACUUUCAUAUCAUGUGGAUGGGAGGGAUCCGCAUAUGAUGCAGGAGUUCUACGAUCUGCUCGUAGUAAGGGCUUUCAUGUGCCGGCGGGGAAGUUCUACCUUGUUGAUGCUGGAUAUGCAAAUACACCCUCGUUCAUUGCUCCAUACAGAGGAGUUAGAUACCACCUCACCAUGUCAGGUGAUGUUUCAAGGGCUGCUUGGAACUCCACUUACGAGAAAGGUCUUGUUGAAAUAUUACAUGUGUACAAGGAUAACCCAAAAUAUAAAGGUCAAAAUGGUUGGGCAACAGAAGGAUGGAGGAUUAUCACAACCAAGUUCAAUGAAAGGUUUCCCAUAGCUCACUUCACAAAGCAACAAAUACAAGAAAAAGAGAAGGAGCUUAAAGGUAACUACAAGGCACUAAGAGAUGCAAAAGGGGAAAGUGGUAGUGGUUGGAAUGAAUCUUUGUGCAUGAUACUAGCUAAACCAAAAAUCUGGGACAAGUUAAUUAAGCAAAAGGAUCUUCUUGCCGAUGCUCCUAUGGCUGCUCCAACUAUUGCUCCUAUAGCUGCUCCAACUACUGCUCCAACUGCUGAGAGAAGUAUCUCUGAACAAGGGACCUCAAGUGCACAUAAUGAACAAAAUGCAACUCAACCUGCUGCAAGUGAAGGUGGAAGUGGGAGAAAGCGUAAGCAAAGUCACAUUGGCUCUGCUCUCGAGGAUUAUGUGGAGUUUAAAAAGAGCCAAACAAGCAAAACUUUGGAAGCUCUGAAUGAAAAGAAAAAGCGCGCUGAGGAAUUUUGUUUUGAGAAGUGCACUGAUCAAGUGGAUUCUAUGAAUGAAUUAACAAAUGAAGAGAAAUCAUAUGCUGUGGAGCUCUUUGAAUCUGAUACAAACAGAGAAGUAUUCAUGAAGACCAAAAAUCCUGAUGUUCGACUAAUUUGGCUAAAGAGAAAAAUCAGAGCACUUGCUGCAAACAGUGCAUAG
This is a messenger RNA of Panicum virgatum (switchgrass), 1620 nucleotides long. RefSeq lists its product as uncharacterized. The transcript is spliced from 5 exons. Lineage: Eukaryota; Viridiplantae; Streptophyta; Magnoliopsida; Poales; Poaceae. Bases 19 to 1620 code for a protein of 533 amino acids. The record is from RefSeq and is a predicted model, not a curated record.